This is a messenger RNA of Fraxinus pennsylvanica, 1419 nucleotides long. The record is from the annotation of a GenBank genome assembly. NCBI's taxonomy places the organism in Eukaryota, Viridiplantae, Streptophyta, Magnoliopsida, Lamiales, Oleaceae.
AUGCUGGGUGUUUCAUGGCCUGGGUUGAACCAUAAGCAGAGGAUGAUGAUGAUUGGCGGGAUGAAUGCUUCGUCAGGAGCUAUGCCUGUGCCUACGGCUGUCGCUAUGGCUACUCUGGGAACUUGUCGCAGGUAUGAAUUUGAUGGUCGAAAAGGAUUUUGGAGUAUUUAUGGAAAAGCGAAGAUGAACAAUUUAACUGCUACAACUCGAAUUGCUGCACUCGAGAAAAGGAGAUGGAGCGUUUCACCUGCUUGUUCUGCUUUAGCAGAAUCCCGGAAUAAAUCUAGAGCCAGCUUUUAUGAGGAGGUUCUUCAAGCUGCUAGGGAAAAGUUUACCCAGGAGAUAUCUUUCCAGUCCAAGGACAAAGAUAUCUCUCUUGCGAAGGCUUUACUUUAUGUCGCUGUUGAAGAUGAGGCCUUUUUGGCUUUCAAUCGGGAGAUGGAUGCACUUUCACUCCAUAAUGAAAGGAGAGAUACACCAUCUCCGUCUAAUGUCAAAGAGUGGGACUCUAUGGAGGCCGUGCCUUUGGCUGGAAAGAAUAUAUAUGAGUGGCUGGUUGAGUUGGAUGCCAUUGCAAAGGAAGUCGAAGCAGAGCUUGUCUCAAGAGAUAUAGGAUGUGAUCUGGUAGAAGUUAUAGAUUCUGUGAACAAAGUUCUCUUCGAGUCGAGAGGUUUCAAAAGGUCAUCUGUACUGGUAGAUUCUAAGUGUUUAUACUUGCACUCUGUAUUAAGCACCGGAUGUGCCAGCGCAAUUUUACUUAGUGUUAUCUAUAUUGAGGUUUGUCGAAGACUUAAUCUGACCAUUGUUGGAUCUCGAGUGGGAGGAGAAUUUUUGAUAUGGCCUCUAACAGGGAACCCAGAGGAACUAUUCAAAGUAACUUCUGGACACAGCUUGUUCGGGGUUGUCAAUGGGAAGUGUGUGGAAGACCCCUUAUCUAUGGCCUCAGACAUAAAUAGUAAUUCACUUUUAGGGCUCAAUAUUGCAACAAACAGAGAUAUCAUUGGGGUUGCUUUGUGCAAUUUGAUUAGGCUUCACUGGAAACAGGCUUCAAGAAUAAAUCAUGGACUGAUGUUGGCUUCACCGCUUAGGUCUGCUCAUAAAGCUGACGAGAAAUUUAACCAGACCGAUGGUUCAAAUGUCCCUUUGUUGCGGCCUCAGGAGCUGAGGCUCGCGAUCAUGGCUUCCGAGAGAUUGCUGAUUCUGCAGCCGCACAAUUGGGCUUUCAGGAGAGACUAUGGCAUGAUGUUGUACUAUAGUAGGGACUACGAUGCGGCAGUCCAAGAACUUAGCAUCUGCAUGGCCUUUGCCCCAGAAGAAGAGGCUGAAGUUCUAGAGCCAUUUGUUGAGAAACUACAUCUGAUGCGACUAGAAUCAUCGUGGAAAUCUCCGGGGCAGCAAGGCCAGUUCGUCUUUCCUUGA